Molecule: messenger RNA, 519 nt
Organism: Gracilinanus agilis (Agile Gracile Mouse Opossum)
Lineage: Eukaryota; Metazoa; Chordata; Mammalia; Didelphimorphia; Didelphidae
Gene: MYL7
Product: myosin light chain 7
Exons: 6
Coding region: 73-519 (148 amino acids)
Biological process (GO): cardiac muscle tissue development; heart contraction
Cellular component (GO): myofibril; cytoplasm
Molecular function (GO): calcium ion binding
Source: RefSeq, a predicted model, not a curated record
CGAAAGGCAGGAACUCGGGGGAAGGUGGCGGCUGCCAAGCAAGCCCAGCGGGGAUCUUCCAAUGUCUUCUCCAUGUUUGAACAAGCACAGAUCCAGGAGUUUAAGGAGGCAUUCAGUUGCAUCGAUCAAAACCGAGAUGGCAUCAUCAGCAAAUCAGACCUGAAGGAGACAUACUCCCAACUAGGAAGAGCAAAUGUGCCUGAGGAAGAGUUGGAUGAGAUGCUACAGGAAGGCAAAGGUCCAAUCAACUUCACAGUCUUUCUCACACUCUUUGGGGAGAAACUCAAUGGAACUGACCCUGAAGAAUCCAUCCUCAGUGCCUUCCGCAUGUUCGAUCCCAGCGGCAGUGGGGUGGUCAACAAAGAAGAGUUUAAGCAGCUCCUUCUGUCCCAAGCAGACAAGUUCUCUCCAGCUGAGGUGGAGCAAAUGUUUUCAUUGACACCUAUGGACCUGUCAGGAAACAUCGACUAUAAAUCCCUGUGCUACAUCAUCACCCAUGGAGAUGAGAAGGAGGAGUGA